GCUGCGUGUAGCGCAGACCGAGUUCGACCGCCAGGCAGAGGUGACGCGUUUGCUGCUAGAGGCCAUAAGCAGCACACAUGUGAACCACUUGCGCUGUCUGCAUGAGUUUGUGGAAGCCCAGGCUACUUACUAUGCACAGUGCCACCAGCACAUGCAGGAGCUACAGAGGGAGCUGGCCAGAUCAAGUGGAGAUGCCUUACCCAACACCUUCGCCAUGAGCCCCAGCCGGUCGGCUGGCGUCUCUGCACAGCUGGCACCCCCACCGGGGGCUAGUCCCACCCCCAAGACUCUGGAGGUGGAAGACGUGCAAGCCCCCGCAGCUGGCACGCGCAAGGCCAAGGUGCUGUACGACUACGACGCAGCAGACACGAGCGAGCUGUCCUUGCUGGCUGAUGAGCUCAUAACGGUGUACACGCUGCCAGGAAUGGACCCGGAUUGGCUGAUCGGAGAGCGAGGCAACCAGAAGGGAAAGGUGCCCGUCACAUACCUGGAGCUCCUGAGCUAGUGCCUUGGACGGACAGCACUGCUCACACCACGACAUAAUGUACAGCCAGUGACGCCCAUAGAGAAUGCACAGCAUACCCCUAAAAUCCCAGGGACGAUCCCCAGAGCUGCUUAGACCGCUGAACAGGGAACAUCCACAAGAACCACAAGUGAAGGGAACGCAUGUAUGUAUGCAUGUAUGUAUGUAUCAAAAACAUGUGAGCUGACUUCCAGGCUCCAGGUGUAGGUGACUGGGGACCGGCUGUAGAUCAGCUGCACACUCCCUUCGGACUUUGCCGGCUUGCUCUGACGGCAGGGCUGUCACUCGUUCACCUGUGGUGUGUGAUGCCCCGUGACCACCGUUGACAAGCCGUGAUACAGAUGAAGACGCCUGCAAGCUUCCGUCAUAUGUUGGCUUACCGCCCAAAUGGUGGGAGUGGAUUUUAGAUACUAAAAAUAUCAUUCUAGUGUCAACUUGUGGUUUUUAUUUAUUGUUUUUCCCAUUCGGCUCAAAAUGUCAUGUGAAAUAAUCAUAUUCGAAUUGCAAAAUGGAGGUAAUGUUGUGAAGCCUUCCUGACCUCUGGUAUAAGGGGGUUUGUUGUGUGUCUGACUGUGACUGUGUACAUUCUAUGUAAUUUUUAUUUAUAAACAUCCCAGAAGUAGCCUGUGUCCCCUGACAAUUUGUGAGUUUUCUGCUUAUUGGUCUGCAUAUGAAAAGGAAACUAUAGCAUUUAUCUAUAUAUAGUUUCUCCUGCUGUUGUUUUUUUUAACUUCCCAUUCUGUUAUACAAGCCAAUUUUUAAAUAAAAGGAAUCGGCUCUCUACAUGCUAUAUAUCUUUUGUCUUUUACUACUUGUAAUUUUUUUAUGAAGUAGACAGUCCUUUGCUGUAAGAUACAGUACAUUGACAAUUUUCAGUUUUGUGGUCUGCUGUCAUUCGCUGGCUGGUCUAACCCUGAAGGAAAUGGGCCAGAUCAGUUGCUGAUGCCACAUUACAGUCCCACUGGCUCUGGAUUUCUGUGCCUCAUUUAUCUUUUUCGUGGUGAGAUGGUUGAGCUCUUUGGCCACAGUGGGGUGAAUUCUUACUUCUUCAGAGCGGUGACCCACCUCUUCUCUCUCAAGUCUGUUUCUCCCCCAGUCCAAUUUAAAAUCUGUCCCUUAUACUCAAGUGUAGUGAAUUGGUGUAAAUUUGAAAUGUAAUAAAAAUCACAAAGAAAA
Molecule: messenger RNA, 1699 nt
Organism: Paramormyrops kingsleyae
Lineage: Eukaryota; Metazoa; Chordata; Actinopteri; Osteoglossiformes; Mormyridae
Source: RefSeq, a predicted model, not a curated record